This is a messenger RNA of Jaculus jaculus (lesser Egyptian jerboa), 1693 nucleotides long. RefSeq names its product interleukin 15 (gene Il15). The coding region runs from base 903 to 1379 and encodes 158 amino acids. NCBI's taxonomy places the organism in Eukaryota, Metazoa, Chordata, Mammalia, Rodentia, Dipodidae. Gene Ontology annotation, molecular function: cytokine receptor binding; cytokine activity. The record is from RefSeq and is a predicted model, not a curated record. Gene Ontology annotation, biological process: immune response; positive regulation of immune response; neutrophil activation. Gene Ontology annotation, cellular component: extracellular region. The transcript has 13 exons.
AAUGAACGUGGCCUGUGGACUCCGGGGGCAAUUCCUUGUGACUUAUUUCUCUCCAGGUGUCCCAGGACACAAAGGCAGAGGCCUGCAGGUGAUGACUGCUCGGGCCGCGGCAUCGAAGCCCCUGGCGCCUGGACCACUCGCGCCUGCUGCAGCCCCGCUUCCCAUCCCGCAUGUAGCCAGGACUCCGUGGAGGCGCAAGGUGCAGAGAGCCUGUCCAGGGUGCAGGGCGCGCUCAGUGGCUAGCGGGUGGCCAGACUGUGCUGGUGACUCCCGCCUAGUCGCGGACUGCAGAGAAGACUUCGAUCCUCCCAUAGCUCGGAGAGAGCUCACCUGCUGCAUUGAAUCGAACUCAGUCAGAAACAUCAAGAAAGGAGGAUCAACGUACUUGGGGAAGGGUGACCUCGAGGACAGUGGCAUGUCUACGUACUUAUGAUCUCUGCACUGGCCCUCUGGGGGUGAUUCCAUUCUGACACGUGGCCAUUUGGCUCUUUGAAGCAAUGUCCCUUCUUGGUCCCUGCUGGUGAUGUCCCUUCGAGCACAGAAGCCCCUGUCAGCAGAUAGCCAGCCUACAGGAAGUCACGAUCUGUAUUUUGGUAGAAGCAUCUGAAGACAUUUCCUAUUGCAUUUCUUCAUGAUUGGCAACUGCAGUCUAUUCUGGAGCAUUCUGGACCAGGAAGAUAACAGGAGAAAAGGUGUCAUUCUUUAUAACCAGGCCAGCCUGCUCCCAAGUGCUGCCUGUCAUGUCAUUGCUGAGGAGCUGGAGCAGAUGACCCGGAUGCUGCUCUCCUUAUCUCCAGCAGUAUUACUGUGUUCUAGGAGUUCCUCUCGAUGGAUGGCUGCUGGAGACCCUUCCAAAUAGCAGCUCUUCUUCAAUACUUAAGGAUUUACCUGGGCAUUAAGUAAUGAGAAUUUUGAAAUCAUAUAUGAACAGUACUUCCAUCCUGUGUUUACUUCUAAACAGUCAUUUUUUAACCGAGGCUGGCAUACAAGUCUUCAUUUUGGGCUGUAUCAGUACAGGUCUGCCGAAAACAGAGGCCAACUGGAAUGAUGUAAUAAGUGACCUGAAAACAAUUGAAUCUCUUAUUCAAUCUAUACAUAUGGAUGCUACUUUAUACACUGAAAGCAAUGUUCAUCCCAGUUGCAAAGUAACCGCGAUGAAGUGCUUUCUCCUGGAAUUGCGAGUUAUUUUACAUGAGUCCGGUGACAACCACAUUAACCAAACAGUGGAAAACCUGAUCCUCAUCGCAAAUCACAGUUUAUCUUCUAAUGGGAAUAUAACAGAAACUGGAUGCAAGGAAUGUGAGGAGCUAGAGGAAAAAAACAUUAAUGAAUUUUUGCAGAGUUUUAUACACAUUGUGCAAAUGUUCAUCAACACUUGAUUGUCGUGCCAUCGAUGCUCCGCUGUGUGUCAAUUACCAUCAACUGCCUUCCCCGCUGUUCAGAGGCAGCAGGUCAGUGCAUUUCCAAUGUGCUGCCAGACCAAGUCUGCCUAGCAAGAAGGAGAAGAGGAGUUUGUAUCACAUGCCCUCCUACAAAUGAAGAUAGUUAAAUAUCUUGAAGUUACCAGUCCCUAUAAACUGUUCUCAGACUUUCAUUUGUUCAUUUACUUAUUUUUAAUUUAUUGUUGCAAUCGUACAUAUUUGUAAUAUAUGUUAAAAUGUUGAAUAAAAUCGUGUGCCGUUUUAUCAAUUGA